Messenger RNA from Mercenaria mercenaria, 1869 nucleotides. RefSeq lists its product as uncharacterized. The transcript has a single exon. Lineage: Eukaryota; Metazoa; Mollusca; Bivalvia; Venerida; Veneridae. The record is from RefSeq and is a predicted model, not a curated record. The coding region runs from base 1 to 1869 and encodes 622 amino acids.
AUGGCUUGUAAAGCUGUAUUGUGUGAGCCUUGCUUAUAUGUUGAGACUGAAAUAGAAGCGGUGGGAUUUUGUUCAACCUGUGCCGAGUGCCUGUGUUCGAAGUGUGUAGUUGAACACAGAAAAGCAAAAACGACAAGGAAUCAUUCAAUUCAGCAAAACAGUAUACCAGAGAAUAUAGAGAUUAUACAAGCAAUGAAUGAGAUGAUGACAUGUCCGGUUCAUAGAGAAAUGAAGAUUGCUUAUCGGUGUGACGAUCAUGGUGUAUGCGUAUGCACAGUAUGUCGGGUUGAUACCCACAGAAACUGUGACAGUGUAUAUGAAAUUGCAAAGACAAUGCAAGCAGAGAAAACUUUAAUCGAUAUUCGCGAAAGUUUUGCUAAAGUCAAAGAAAGAAUGGUUUCUUUAAGAAAACAAAAGGAAGAAAACAAGACCAGUUUGUAUCAGAAUAAAACUCGAAUUUUAGGUGAACAAGAGGAAAUAAUUCAACAAAAUAUUGAUACAUUAGAAGAACUUAAAGUACGAUACAGAGCACAAACAAAUGAAAAACUGCAAGCUGCUGUGUUGGAAAUUGAUCAAGACAUUGAAUCUGCUGAUGAGAUAGAGAGAAGCAAUGCCAGAAGUCAAGACAUGUUAAAGGCUUCAAUGAAAUAUGGUGAUAACGAUUGUUCUAAAAUUAUGGCCCAUUUAUUGACAGAGAGGGUAAUGAACCAUAAAGAACUUGCAAAUGAGCUUCAAAGAACAAAGAACAAGCCUUUGAAACUGAAGUUUGAAAGCAAUCUGAAUUUCAUCAGCGUUUCAUCACUUGGAACACUUUCUGUGAUGCACGUUGAAACUAACGAGGCUAAAGAUUCUGAAACUAACGAGGCUAAAGAUUUUAAAUGCCAAACAGAGAAAACAAGUGAUGAAAUACCAGAAAAAGAUCAAAAUAAUUCGCCUAUCGGGGCAACAGUAGUUAAAACACCAUUAAAUUCCUUGCCCUUAGUAGGUGAAAGUUUUAUUACUGAUGAAAGGAAGGUAUACGUACGUGGAGAUACUGAUAAAAAACUUUGUUCGAUAAUUGGCUCAGUAAUACUAGAAACAGGACAUCUUGUUUUAAUUGAUAAGAACAAUUCAAAUAUUAAACUACUUUCUUCUGAUUUCAUAGUUCUUGAUAUUUUGAGAUUGCCUGGGAAACCUGUGCGAAUGUGUGUCAUUAGAAGUGAUAUGGUUGCUGUUAGUUUUGAACGCCUAAAGCGAAUCAACCGCUACCUAGUUAAAGGCAACGCAAUUUCGUAUGAAGGCGGCUUUCCAACCGCACUUUUCAAUCAUGGAAUAGCGUUUGACGGUACCAAUAUUGUUGCUAUUAUGUCAGACGAGGAUUUUAGUCAGAAUAAUAACGCAAAAAAUGACACUAUUCAGGUAGAAUUACGGGAUGCAUAUAAUGGAAAAAUUACUGACGUGAUCCAAGAUUUUAGGUCUGUGGGUUUCAAUUCAUCGGCGCUUGUUCUUAACAAUACUCAGGCAGUACGUAUUACUGAAGACAAAAGUAUGAUUAUAGCAGAAUGUAACAGAGUGCUCUGUUUUGAUCUUGUUAAGGAGUCACCAAAGACUGUUGCUAAAGAAAGAAGGUUCUACGUUUGUUCAGGUGAACUGCCGAAAGGCAGUAUAGAAGAUAUAACAGCUGAUAGAAACAACAUAUAUGUGUGCACUACAUCUGGACAUGUUCUUCAAAUAUGUGCUUCUGACUACAGUAAGAACAGAGCUAUUUUGUCUGACAUAGGAGUAAGUGUGUGGUCGAUAAGUGUUGACAGUAAUCGUAUUAUACUGGGGUGCUUUGAGGAUAACUGUGUACGAGUUUAUACAUUCAGAAAAAACAACAAUGAAAAUUGA